AUGUGUUUGUUCUUGAGUACCGUGCUAAUCUUAGGUCUUUGUCUCCUAUUUGUUGAAGCCAUAGAACCCACAGUUCACUGUAGAGACCGCAACAAUCACCUUCGACAAGAUGGCGGCCUCUGUUUCGAGAUACCGCCAUGGCAGUACAUGCCUGUUCAACUCGAGCAGCACUUGUCAUCGUUGAAGGAGAGAUGGGGAAACAACACAACGAUAGAGUCUUUGCGGAGAUCCCAAUUAGCCUUUCUUAACAGUGAAAUGUCUCGUUACAUGGACACUGUACUGGCUCCCUUUCUGGAUACUUAUCAUAAAAACAUACAAACAGCAUACCAACAGAUGACUUCAAAGAUUUUGAGAAGAAUUAAGGAAGAAAUAAACUCAGCCGUUCAGAGAAAGGGCAAGAUAUAUACCGAGUUGAUAGAGUUAGCUGAUAAACUGCAAGUACCAGAAAUGUGCGAUGAAGAGCGUCGUUCAGCACGUACGUUAGCCAGUAAACAUGUCUCCCACAUGUACAAGUGUACAGAGGAUGCAAAAUCUUCUAUUGCCAAGAUGGGAAAAUAUGCAGAGGAGAUGAUAGGCAUCACCAGGAAUCACAUGCAGGUGGUUUUGGAUGAUACAACUAAGUCUUUGAGUGUAAACAGUCAAGCCAGAUCUAUGCCAAAAGAAGAAGUAACGCUAAGUUUGAAGGAACUCUCCCGGGCUGCAGUCGCUCUGGGUUACGAGCUGGAUUUAAGCUUGACAAAUGCCCGUCGUCACAAUGAGCAAUCCUGCGAGAGACUUACAGCUUGCAGUUCCAAAGUGCGCAAAAAAACUGAUGAAGACGUUACCGAGUUACGCGAGAAGCUAUAUCAAUGUGUGUACGCUUAA
Messenger RNA from Achroia grisella, 864 nucleotides. RefSeq lists its product as uncharacterized. The coding region runs from base 1 to 864 and encodes 287 amino acids. NCBI's taxonomy places the organism in Eukaryota, Metazoa, Arthropoda, Insecta, Lepidoptera, Pyralidae. The record is from RefSeq and is a predicted model, not a curated record. The transcript is spliced from 5 exons.